AUGAUCCCGCCCGAGCCCGCCAAUCGUGUUUCAUAUGCGCCCAAGGAAUUUCUGGACAGCUAUUAUGAUUCUGGUGCUCCUGCUGCUGAUGAACCCGAUAUGCCUAAUUUCGAUGCCAUGCCAGACUCUCAGAAGCGCACCCUGAUUGAUGAAAUGGGCCUGGAAACAACACCGGUCAAGGGACCAGUCCAUGUCCCUACUUCUUCACCUGGAGACUAUGCGUAUCCUCCCAACGGGGUGGAUGCCAUGCACUCCCAAUCUCAACCAAAUUUCCGACAAGCAGAGGGUGCCGGUGCCAAUCAGUUUGAGAAUGCGGGAUUCCAGUUUGACAUUCCUGGAGAACCUUCCCUUGCUCCCGCUUUCGACCACUCAGGCUCUGCUGGGUAUGCGUCGAAUGGUUACGAAGAUUACGCUGCUUACUCACAUGGUCCUUCCCCGGUCCGGGCCAACCAGCCAGGCUAUUCCCACGACCAGGCCGACAUCCCAGAUCCUCACCAGAAUCCUGAUACUCUUCCUCACCACCCAGCCCCGUUCCGACCCGGUCAUGACCAAGCGUCAAAACCUGCGCCAGUUCGGCAGUACAGCGCUCCUGAAUCCAUCCCAGCCCCCGCUGCUCCACCGCCAAUGACGGUGCCUGGCGGAACGGCUCAGACGCCUGUCACGAUCGAAGAGAUACAGCGGCUCCAACAGCAGGCGCGAGCCAAUCCUUCUGACCAGAAGACUCAACUUCUGCUCGCCAAAAAGCUGGUUGAGGCAUCCACAGUUCUAGUAGAGGACAACAGCAGACUCGAUCCGAAAACCAAAGCCAAGGCCAAGGAGAAGUAUGUGAUGGAUGCGCAUAAGAUUCUCAAAAAGCUUGUUACAACCGGGUACUCUGAAGCCCAGUUUUACCUGGCUGACUGCCACGGUGAGGGCCUACUGGGACUGGAAGUUGACCCCAAAGAAGCCUUUUCAUUAUAUCACUCUGCUGCGAAGCAAGGGCACGCCCAGUCUGCAUACCGUGUGGCCGUAUGCUGCGAGAUCGGUCAGGAAGAAGGUGGCGGUACCAAACGUGAUCCAUUUAAGGCCGUUCAAUGGUACAAGCGUGCCGCUGCGCUCGGUGAUACACCCGCCAUGUACAAAAUGGGAAUGAUUAAUCUAAAGGGACUGCUGGGUCAAGCGCGGAACCCCCGGGAGGGUGUAUCCUGGCUCAAGCGGGCGGCUGAUCGUGCGGACGAGGAAAACCCGCACGCUCUCCACGAGCUUGCCCUUAUGUAUCAGAACGCUGGCGGCAAUGACAUCAUCGUCCGCGACGAGCAGUAUGCCUCCCAGCUAUUCCACCAAGCUGCCGAGCUGGGCUACAAGUUCUCUCAAUUCAGACUUGGUACUGCCUACGAGUACGGCCUGAUGGGAUGCCCCAUUGACAACCGCACGAGUAUCAUCUGGUACACUCGUGCCGCGGCUCAGGGUGAACACCAAAGUGAACUCGCCCUUAGUGGCUGGUAUCUCACCGGCUCGGAGGGCAUUCUAUCGCAGAACGACACCGAGGCCUAUCUGUGGGCUCGUAAGGCCGCCACCGCAGGUCUUGCCAAGGCAGAAUAUGCCAUGGGAUAUUUCACCGAGGUCGGAAUCGGCUCUGCUGCUAACUUAGAUGACGCAAAGAGAUGGUACUGGCGCGCAGCUGCCCAAGGAUUCCCCAAGGCUCGUGAGCGUCUUGAAGAUCUUAAGAAGGGUGGAAGUCGAAUGCAAAAGACUCGUCUCUCACGCUCGGCUGUUAACAAGCAGAGUGAUGGGGACUGCGUUCUCAUGUAA
Messenger RNA from Penicillium samsonianum, 1791 nucleotides. RefSeq lists its product as uncharacterized. The transcript has 2 exons. Gene Ontology annotation, molecular function: protein binding. Bases 1 to 1791 code for a protein of 596 amino acids. The record is from RefSeq and is a predicted model, not a curated record. Lineage: Eukaryota; Fungi; Ascomycota; Eurotiomycetes; Eurotiales; Aspergillaceae.